Messenger RNA from Anthostomella pinea, 297 nucleotides. Lineage: Eukaryota; Fungi; Ascomycota; Sordariomycetes; Xylariales; Xylariaceae. The record is from the annotation of a GenBank genome assembly.
AUGUUAUUCUUCAGCUUCUUCAAGACCCUGAUCGACCACGAGGUGACGGUCGAGCUCAAGAACGACAUCCAGAUCCGUGGCACGCUCAAGAGCGUCGACCAGUACCUCAACAUCAAGCUGGACGAGAUCCAGGUCGUCGAGGAGAUCAAGUACCCGCACCUAAGCUCCGUCAAGAACGUCUUUAUCCGCGGCUCGGUCGUGAGAUAUGUCCACCUGCCCGCCAAUGCCGUAGACAUAGCGCUCCUGGAAGAUGCUACACGAAGAGAAGCCGCGAAUCAAGCCGGGAAGGGGAAGUGA